UCUAUGACGUAUAUUAGUGUUCUGUGAGUCUAUUAGGGUGAUUAUCGAAUACCCGAAGACUGGCAAAUUGCUCUAGACAACAUAGCCAUUAUCAAGGAAAGAAAAAGCUUUUUUUGACAUUUCUUCAAAACAAAUGGAUGUUUUUUAAAUUUUUCAUAAUAGAACAGCUUUGAGUUUGAGUCACUAUGGCAAAAGACUUUCAGUCCAAUUUUGUAUUUCAAGAAGUGCAGGUUAAAACAGAGAUGGACGAUUAUGUCUUUCCAAAAGAUGAAAUAGAAUUUUGUAAAGAAGAGUUCAUUGAGCAUGAUCCCUUAGAAAUUUCUGGUCAAGAGUUUGAAUGGGACUCUCCAGGCAUGAAGGCAAACUCCUUCAAUGAAACUGCCGCAGAGUUUGAAAUGCAACCAUCAGACUACCUAGAACAAAGUGAAAUAGAGACAAAGAAACAAGGAUCUACUGAAAAACUGUCAACUGGAAAAUCUUCCCAACGAGUUCGUUCAAGAAGAAAACCAUUUAAGUGCAAAGUCUGUCUAAAAUCCUUCACCCAAAAAUACUAUUUGAAAGCUCACAUGAAAGUUCACAAUGGGGAAAACCCAUACGGAUGCAAAAUUUGUUCAAAAAAUUUUUGCUUCAAGUCUCACUUGAUAGCCCACCAAAGAGUUCAUACAGGAGAGAAACCAUUCAAAUGCAAAGUCUGUUCGAAGUCAUUCUCUUUCAGCUCUCAUUUGACUACCCAUCAGAGGAUUCACACGGGUGAUAAACCGUUUCAGUGCGAAGUUUGUUUGAAAAUGUUUUCUGUUAAAUCCCACUUAGUGAGACACGCGACAAUCCAUACCCAAAGAAAACCGUUCAAGUGUGCUUUUUGUCCAAAGGCUUUCGUUCGUGACUCUCAUUUGUCAGCACAUGAGAGAACUCAUACUGGUGAAAAACCGUAUGUUUGCAAGUUGUGCCCAAAAACGUUUUCUUCGAGUUCUAAUUUUGCUAAACACAAGAGUACGCACAUUAACAAACCAUUUCGAUGUGCACAUUGUCCCAAAAUUUACUUGCACAAGUCUGACUUGCAAGAGCACUUGAAACUCCAUAACGGACAAAAACCGUUUAAGUGUGAAGUCUGUUUGAGUACAUUUUCAUUCAGGUCUCAUUUAAUCGCUCAUCAAAGAAUACAUACUGGCGACAAACCUUACAAGUGUGAGGUUUGUUCGAAACUGUUCACUGGCAAUUCGCAUCUGGUGAGACAUCGAAUGAUUCAUACGAGAAAGAAGCGUUUCCAGUGUGAAACGUGCCAAAAAUCGUUUUCGUCUGCUUCUACUUUGAAAAGGCACGAGAUGAUUCAUACCGGAGAAAAACCAUUUAGAUGCUCUAUUUGUCCGAAGACUUUCACGCAGAAGAGUCAUUUGAAUGUCCAUAACAGGGCUCAUUUUGGGGAAAAACCAUACCAGUGUCAGUUUUGCUGGAAAUCUUUCUCGUCAAAUAGGAAUUUAGCAAAACAUGAGAAGUGUCACGAAGACAUGGAUUACUUUAUGGAAUCUGAUCAGAAAGUAUCUCUUUUGGGAGAGUUCUCAGGAACAGACACUGCAGAUCUCCUGACAUGUAAUGACAGGAAAAUAUCGAUAACGAGCGAUGGUACUGAAGAGUAUGCUACUAACGAAGAUACCAAAGAAUUUGUCAUGAAUAAAAUCAAGAAAGAGUUCCCGGCUAACGAAGACCAAGAAGAAUUUACUUAUGAACAUGAAAAUGACUUCAGCUCAAACAGGUGAUUGUAACAUGUGAAUAUUUUGUAUUGAACUGAACUGAACUUUAUCAAAAAUGGGAUUUUGUUCUCUCAGUGAUGUAUAUGUUGAACAACCAUUUUUCUCUACAGACAUUUCUGUUGUUUUUACUAGGCAAUGCAUAUUACUUCAGCGAAAAGUCACAAGAAUCAUGGCUGAGCCAUUUGAGUAUAUAUAACUAAGAUUAUGGAUAAUUUCGUUGGCCAAUUAAAAUCCACGAUGAAGUGCACACACUGUGGACUAUCAUCAGUAACCUUCAA
Molecule: messenger RNA, 2026 nt
Organism: Leptinotarsa decemlineata (Colorado potato beetle)
Lineage: Eukaryota; Metazoa; Arthropoda; Insecta; Coleoptera; Chrysomelidae
Biological process (GO): regulation of DNA-templated transcription
Molecular function (GO): RNA polymerase II cis-regulatory region sequence-specific DNA binding; DNA-binding transcription factor activity, RNA polymerase II-specific
Source: RefSeq, a predicted model, not a curated record